Molecule: messenger RNA, 2759 nt
Organism: Anopheles arabiensis
Lineage: Eukaryota; Metazoa; Arthropoda; Insecta; Diptera; Culicidae
Gene: ida
Product: anaphase-promoting complex subunit 5
Exons: 1
Coding region: 256-2556 (766 amino acids)
Biological process (GO): positive regulation of mitotic metaphase/anaphase transition; protein K11-linked ubiquitination; anaphase-promoting complex-dependent catabolic process
Cellular component (GO): anaphase-promoting complex
Molecular function (GO): protein binding
Source: RefSeq, a predicted model, not a curated record
GCGCCAAACGUCACAACACAAAACAAACGCCGGUUUCCAACGCAACGGUGCGCAUUCCAACCCGCCCGGGAGGUUUUGUUAUCGUGCUUAUUGGCGUGUCCCUGAUGGCUCAAACCCGAUGGGCACACCUCCUAGCCCGUAAACUGUUUCAGUGAAUCCAUUAUCAACACCCCAGAAAGUUCCGUACCUCCGCAGCACCCUUUUGUAUCACGCCCUUUGAAAAACACCACAUCUCCUCCACCGUGUGUCAACAACAUGAGCAAAAAAGACUCGGAAAAUGUGUGCUUCUGGCUGCCGAACCAGACCGCCGGCAAGAUGGACGUACUGACGCCGCACAAAAUGAUCGUCGUGUUUCUCAUCCAGGAGUACCUGCGACUAAAGAAAACAGUCACGGACGGGCAGGCGCACGCCGAGCAGCCGCACCAGAUCGAGGUGAGUGCGGGCGACCGGAAGCGGUUCUGCAUGCUGCUGCUGAAGCUGAUCCAGUACCCCGACCUGCCGUACAAGGAGCUGUACGGGCUGCUGCUCUCCCCGGAGUACGGCGUCCAUCCGGUGCAUCUGGAGGAGUUCAAGAAGCUGAUGAAGCUGCUGAAAACGGUCGGCAUCGAUGUGAUGUUCGAUCUGUACAACGAAAUCGACAAGCUCAUCAUGGACAAUACGGCCAGCUUUCAGAUCGGCAUCGUGGGCCUGUACCUGCGCAAAGUGUUCGUCACGAUGGACCGGAUGAGCUUUCACGAGAUGAAGGACCUUUACCUGGCCACCAUUGCGUACUACGACAAGGGCAUGCACGCGAUCCGGCUCGAGCCGGGGUCGGAUGCGAACUACACCGACAGCGAUAGUUUCCGGCAGCCGCCGCCAAACCAGUACACCCCGAUCGAACCCUCCGACCAUGGAUCGCACUCGGCCAAGUGGUCGGUCAAACAGUCGGAGCUGUUCAUCGCCCAGCAGAGCGCCCUGCUGAAGGAGAACGAAGCGAAGGCACUGCCGCCGAAGGAGCUGCAAACGCGGCUGAACGAAAUCAUCCACGAUCGGCCGCACUGUUCGCAGGCCUACUUUCUCAGCUACAUGAACAACGUGCGGGUGCGCGAGUUCUUCGGUGCGGUGCAUGCGCUGCAGCGCGUGUUCGAUCGCACCCCGUCGGCCGGUGCACCGCCGCCGGCCACCUCGGCGGGCGCAUCGGAAGGAAAGGACUACCAGUACUCCAGCCUAAACCUGGCCAUCCUGCACGCCGAGUUCGGGCACCCGCGGCUGGCCCGGGCCUGUUUGCGCGAGUGCGUCAUGCUGGCGCAGGAAAACGGCGACCCGACCUGUUUGCAGCUGGCCCACGCCUGGCUGUCCCACCUGGAGGGCCACUGUAUGCCGCUGCCGGACAAAACCACCAGCGGCAGUCUCUUCCAUGCCACCUCGCUGCACAUCCUGUCCCACCUGCGGCAAGGGUCGAUUGCGGGCCGCCACCCAUCGGAGCUGUUCGGGCUGCUGAUGGUAAACGAUCUGCUCAACUGUCAGCGCUCGAUGAUGGACCUGGUCGCGACCGGCAUUGCGGAACGGACCGCACUCUGGACGGUGUACGGCAAGCACGAGCAGGCAUCGCUCUGCGCCCAGCUGCUGCUUAACGUCGAGCUCAAAUCGCUCGACAAAACGUACAACGGGAACGGCAUCUGCCAGGUGCUCUGUGCGCUGGUCGUACGGCUGGCACAUCUGGGCGAGUUUGGGCACGCGCUCGUAGUGCUCCAGCACGCCAAGCAACGGUUCCCGCGGUACCCGCAGUCCCGCGACUGGCACCUAACCGACCAUUACGUGAGCGUGCUGCGUGCCCUCUACCGUGGUCGGUUUGCCGAAGCGAACGCCGAAUGUCAGCACCUGCACUCGUACGACCCGCACCUGGCCCUACUCCAGUUCGCGCACGUCGCGCUGGGCAGGCAGGACUUUGGCACGGCGGAAACAUUCCUCGUCCAGCUGCUGGCGGACGAAGCGCUAGCCCCGCUGGUGCGCAUCCGCGCGCUGCUACUGUCCGCCAACGUGCACAUCCACAACGGGCAGGCGAAAGCGUUCAACCAGCUGAACGCCGCCCAAAUGUACGCCCAAAAGUAUCAUCUACAGUACGAGGAGGCGCUGGUGAAUCUGCACCUGGCAUACCUGCUGCUGACGCACCUGCACGCACCGAAGCAAGCGUUCGCUGCGCUGAAAGCCGGCCUGGAGACGAUCCUUGCCAACGGACCGCUUUACGAUCGGGCCCGUGCACUGUUCCUGUUUGCCCGUACGCUCGUCGAGAUGGAGCGACACGGGGCGACAGAUGGGGAGGAGGGUGGGGAGGAGGCCGCCGCCACCGCGGCACAACUGCAGCAGCUCACGACCAUGCUGCCAACGUUCGAGGAAGCGGUCGAAAUGUUCGAAAAGCUCGAAUGCUACAGCAAGGCGAAGGAUGUGUACGUGUACCUGGCGCGGACGUACCACGAGCUCGGUGCGGUCGAGAAGCGCAACCGGUACUCGUACCGGUACCGGCUGCUCGAGGAGCAGUACCCAACGGAGCGCCAGUACCUAAAUGUGUUUCUGUGAACCGCCGACGCGUGCAUUUUGUUGCUCUUACCUUCGGCGACACGCGUACACUCGUCACUCCGUACCGGUGGCCGAGCAGGGGCGAGAAUGGUUCUUCCCGGUAGCCGCUACCCGCCACCCAACGCCACACACGCACCGUUUUGUCACUGUAUCGGGAGGAAAGAGAGAGUUAAAUAAAACGAAAAUGCAUUAGUCACGAGCAA